This is a messenger RNA of Cinara cedri, 13501 nucleotides long. The record is from the annotation of a GenBank genome assembly. Lineage: Eukaryota; Metazoa; Arthropoda; Insecta; Hemiptera; Aphididae.
AUGAGUUACAAUAGACCACCUCCAAGGAUUGAAGGCAUGGUGUCGUUAAAAGUCGACAACCUCACCUAUAGGACAACUCCGGAUGAUUUGAGAAGAGUGUUCAAACGAUACGGUGAAGUUGGAGACGUUUAUAUUCCUCGAGAUCGUUUCACUCGAGAAAGCAGAGGAUUCGCUUUUGUUAGGUAUAAUAUGCUUCUUACAACUGUUUAAUGCCAUUCAAUAUUAUGUUUGCUUUUUUUUUUAUUGUUUUUAAGCGUGUUGCCAGGCAUAAUUAUUGACACUUAUUUUAAUGUAAUUUGGAUGUGUACAAAAAUGAUUAUAUUAUUAAAAUUGAGCUCAAUACAAAUUAAUAUUGUCCAUAAGGUAGAGCUUUCUUAUUAAUUUGGUCGAGAUUUCUUUUAGUGGCAAUUUGCAAUGAUCCAAAACUUUGAUCUUAUCUGAUUUGACACACCAACUUACAGAGUUUUAUUUGAGAUUUUACAACUAAAUUAAGCACAAUAUUUAUAUUAUCUGUUUAGGAUAUUUUUUUUGAUAUUAUUUCAGGUUCUAUGAUAAACGUGAUGCAGAAGACGCAUUAGAUAUUAUGGAUGGUCGCAUGUUGGAUGGUAGGGUAUUAGGAGUUCAAAUGGCUCGAUAUGGCCCUCCUACUUCACCGUAUAGAAGACGCCGUAGAAGGUAGAAAUUAAUAAAUAUCUACAAGUAUUUUAGUAAUUUUAUUUUACAGUUUAAUAUGGCUUUUACAAUAUGUACUUUAAGUGCAGCAAACUGGAACUUCCAAAUAUUAUUUUGACUACAUACUAUUUAUAUAAUAAUUAAUCUAUGCCAGUACAUAUCAACUCACUAUACUUUGUAUAAAAAAAAAAUGCAUGUAAAUUAAUGAAACUUAAACUACUAGUGUCCUCUCACCUCCAAUAUUUUUUUUAUAGCUAUGUUACUGAUAUCUAUUACGUGAUAUUAAAGUACUAAAAAACAACAUUUGUAAAUGUCAAGUAUUAGUCACCUAUUCUUACAAUUUAUUGUAGUUUUUUAUGUUCUUGUUUAUUAUUCUUGUCACUAGAUUGCUAUCUGUUGUCAGUUUUAAGUAUAUUGAUUAAAAUACAGUAGAAUCCGCUUAUUCGGGACACCGCAUAAAGGGGACAAACCAUCGGUUAUAAGGGACAAAAAUAAAAGCGGCUAACUAGGUAUUCUGACCUAAAUUAUCUACUUUCUUAUUGAAACUGUAAUUAUCUAAUCUUUAUGGCUCUAUUAUAUUUUAUAUUUAUAAAAUAUACUUCACUAGAUGUUUGUGCAGAUUUUAUCUAUAAGCAAAGUCUUGAUAAAUUACAGCAAAGAAGAAUGGACGAUUUUCUGCAGCCUAACAAAAUAUGAAUUAAGUAUGUACAUAAUGUACAACUGCUAAUAAUAAUAAUAAUAUGUAAUUUUUAAAUAAAGUAUGAAUCAAGUAUGUAUAUAUUUUUUAAAUAAAGUUUUUUUAGUUUUUUUUCGUCAGUUCGGAUAAUGGGGACAAAUAGGUUACCGCCCGGUGUGUCCCCAUUAAGUGGAUUCUACUGUAAUAUCAAACUUUUUCUGUUAGUUCCCUUUGAUCUACUCUGUGUAUUUUUAAUUUGCUGAACAUAUCAAGUGUUAACCCUUCUUGAAAAUUAUUAAUUCUAAGAUGGUAACAAACUAGUACUAAUAUUAAUAUUGUCUAGGUAAUUUGUAAAUAAAUAUUUCUGUUAUCAUUUUUUUAUUUUUUACAAUUUUGAGUUUCAUUUUUAACUAUUUUCCAUUUACUUUAAAAAUUGACUUAAUACUUAAUUUUUUUUAAAGAAUGUAAGCUUUAUAAAAACCCAUUAAUAGCAACACUAUUUUCAGGUGUAGGGUGUAAUUGGGGAGUUUGGCUGAAUGUUGUGGCUGAGGCUGAGCUAAGGUGUAAUUAUCGUACUAACCACAGCGAAGGCGAGGACGUUGUUCCUGCCAAUAGCAGAUGCGUACUGAGUGCUGACUAAUGCUGAUCCGCUGAGUACCAUUUGCAGAUUUCAGUUUGCUGUCUUAAAAAAAAUAAACUAUAUAAAACAUUCUUGAGUUAUCCUUGCAACUUUGUUUAGAAUUAGGAAACUGCAAUUUUGUUUUCCUCACAAAGCCCUCAUUUUCUUUAUUUCGAGCUUGAAGAUUUUAUUUUCUCCAUUUGCAUAUGUAAUAAUGUCCUCCAUAGGAUAGAAUAGAUAUACCUAAUGUUUUUUUUGAAAUCAUUGUCAUAUGUAAUCUAAUAAUAGUUUUUAAUAUUAUAUACCCAAUCAUACUUUUAUUUUAUUAAUUAAUUUAGGUCACGUUCCACUAGAUGUCAUUCUUACUCCAGAUCUAGAUCUCAUGGACGGCGUUCACGUUCUUAUUCUAGAUCACGGUCUUAUUCUAGAUCACGUUCUCAUUCUAGAUCACGUUCUCAUUCUAGAUCACGUUCUUAUUCACACUCGAGUAGUAAGAGUUCAAGAGGACAUACAAAGUCAGCCAGCCGUUCAAGAUCAUAAGGUAAUGUUUAUAAUUUAAGAUGUGUUCAUAUAGAAUGGGUGAAAACACUAAUGAUAUUUUAAUUAACUGGUGAAACAUAGACACUAGAUGAAUAAGAUAGUUUUCCAUUUUGUAAAAUAUUCUCUUUUUCCAGCGAUAAUAUAACAGUGGAUUGGCCAUUAGACUUCUUUUAUCGUACCCAAAUGAUAGGCUAUAGGGUUACAUGUUUAUUCAUUUUUUAACAUUUUUACUAAACAACAAUAGUUCUUUUCUGUGUGUUUUCAUUAAUUUGAUUUUCGAUUUUUUUUUUUUUAGGUGUGGUUUAAAACAAUUUCAUUAUAGAAAUCCACAUUUUAAGUUUAUUCUACUGAUAUCAAAUAUACAAUUUAUUUUAUAUCAUAAUCAUAAUUUCUUAACUUUUUAUGCCAUUUAUAAAUCUCAAAAUAAUUGUAAGUUGAAAUAAUAAUAUAUAAUAAUCAUUUUGUAUCCUAAAUUUUAAUUUUUUUCUUGAAAUAUUUUUAUGUAUUAAAUAUACAUAGGCUAUAAUCCUACAACAAAUUAUAAUUUUUUUAUCUCUUUAUAUAUAUUAAGGGGUUUUUUUUCAAGUAUGGUUAAUAGUUCUUCUUAACAUCUAUUUGUUAAUAUGUAAUUAUAUUUGUUGUAAGACUCAUUAUAAUUGUAAUAAAACAUUUCAAUAUGGGUUAAAUAGGUUCUCGUAAAAAUAAGUGCAGUUUUGUUGCAAUUUAAUACAUUCACAUUUAUAAUUGGUCAUAUUUUGUACAUAUUAAGUUAUUGAGUAGUAAGUAAUAAAGUGACUUCUAACAACUGAUAAUUGUUCUCUGUAAUAAGUUUAAAAAUAUAAGUGAUUAUAAAUAAUAUGACAAUUUUUCCUGACUUAUUUUUAUUUUUUUUAUUAAUAAAUAUAAUAUCUUAUUAUGUAUUAUAUGAUUAUACAACAUGUGAAGUUCUAAUAAAAAAAAGUAAUUUAAUUCUAUUGUUAUUAGUUUAAUAUUAUGCUUUUUAAUUUGUUUUAUGGAUUGGAUUGAUGUAUAUAGCUCAUAGAGUUUAUUUAAAGUAUUUUAUAUUUUAAUUUUUAUCUUAUUAUUUGCAUAAUAUAUAAAACAUUUAUACAAUUUAGUUGUAAUAAAUUACAUUGUUAAAAACUCAUCCCUUAACCUAAUUAUCAAAAUGAGAUAAAAAGACCAUACCUUUUUCACUAUUUUAAUUAUUCACUUUGGCUGACUGUUACAUAAAUAUAGAUCACAAAGUAUAUAUAUUUUUUUUUCAGAUUUUCUCUGAAAAUAGAAACUAUUAUGUCUUAUUAUAUAUAUUUUUUUUGCCACUUACUGACUUUCUGGAAUAAAUGAGCUCAAACUUUGAAAUUGCAAGUUAAACAGAUAGCGAUGAAAUUUUAAUUGAAUUGCAUUGUGUUGUUGCAAGAUAGGGUGUCAGCUGUGUUUAAGCUACAUACACAUCUAUACAAACCCUUCAAAUGGUGGUAGAUGGAUGAUUGUGAUAAUGGUUUGUAUAUGCAUACUGUAUGUGCCUUUGGAGGUUUCUAUUUUUAAUCACCUUCCCAAUGAUCUCUUUGCUUCAAUUUCAUGUUUUUACUGGAUAUACUGAGUUUUAACAAAUACAAAGUAAUUAAGGAGAUAAAAUAUAUGUAUAUCAGUGGUCCAUUAUUGGUUACAGGUAUAAAUUAAAUAACUUCAUGUAUCACAUCUUCCCCACUACCCAACUACAACUCAAAUAUCAGCUCUUUUAUUUUUAUUUUUAAUUUUUAUAGUUUAAAAUUGCCUUAGUUUGUCUCAUAAAUUGUUUUCCAUUAUGAUUUAAGCAUGCAUGAAAAUCCCUGUUUGUUUAACUUGAAAUUAGUCUUGAAUACAUAUUUAUUUUAUCUUUCAAAUGCAUAAUAUUAAAGAGUAGGGGUGAGUCUGCAUAGAAGACAGUUUUUAGAAUCAGGUUUUCUUCAUUAUCUCGAAUAUUAAUAAUAAUUUUAAAAAAUGACUUCUUUAAGGUAUCAUAUAGAGAACAUUUCCUUUCAGAAAAAGUGUUAAACUUGAUAAUCAAAGUAAGCUCUCUGGUAGAAAGUGUUCACAUAAAAAAAAAAUAAACAUCAUUGUAAAACUUCUUUGCUCCACUUAGAAUCUAAAAUAUACAUAUAUAUUAUAUAUAUAAUAUAUUAUGAUAUAUAUAAUGUGUAUUUAAUGUGAAUUCACACCCAUACAGGUAUUGAUAAAAUUUCUUAACAGCAAAUACUACAGCAUACGUUAAUAAAUCAUAUUUUUGCUGAGUGGCUGUAAGUGUUUAUGUUACAUACUGUAUUGUUUUUUCAGUAGUUCCUUAGAAUUUAAGAAUUUUUAAUCUUAACUUACUUUUUUUGUUGGAGAGUCUUGACUUUAAUUAGUUUAUGACAUACAUCUAUGACCAACUUGGACACACUUGUCAGUAAUUGCAUUUCAAGUGUUGUCUUGGAAUACCAAUGACUAAUUGUUGAUUGGCACUUUGGUUUAAUAAUCCUAACUGUUUAUUCAAAAAUAUCUAUUCAUCUUUUGCCUGGAUUUCAUGAUCUUUGGCAUAUACCUAAGAAAACAAAUCAAUACAAAAAAGAACUGAUACUGAGGAUAGGUGCAGCCACUGUUGUAGGUGGGAAGUUUGGAAGGUAGAAUACAUAAAGAAUACAUUCCAGUACUCUAAAAAAUGUUAACACCAAAAUUUAUUUAAAGUAUUACUUGGUCUAUUUAUGGAAUUUUUAAUAUAAGUUCUUGUAUGAAGAACAAAAGUUGGCAUUGCCACAACAUACUCCUUAAAUGAUGUGAAAAAUCUAAAAUAACAGCUUUAACUAUACUUAAAAAUGCCAAAAAUCAAAAUUUGAAUAGAUACAAAAUUUAAAUAAAAAAUGGGGUGAGCACACUUGUGAAUCAUCAUAUAUAGGAAAAAUUUCUGGUAGAAAAGUUGCUCACAGCCCACCCCCCCCCCCUCCAUCUCAAAAAAAAAUACACCUAGUAAACCCAAUAGAUUCCUCACUAUGCUCCAAAUUCAUUUAAGUUGACACUGAUGAUGGAUGUACCAUUUUUAUAUUUUUCAUCAAAAUGUACCUAGGUAGUGAAGUUAUGUGAUUCCAAUGGAAAAUGCGGUAAAACUUGAUCAGAUUUUUUUGAAAAUUUUACCAAACUUAAAAUUUAACACUGGAAUCAUUUUAGGUCCUUUAUGCAAAAUAAAAAGCAAACGAGAUGGGGAUGAUCAAUACAAAAGUUUCGAAUGAUUAUAGGUUGAAACCAACAUACGGGGCUGCCCACAUAAUUGCGACAUAAGCCAUUUUUAAUAUCUCCUUUUUUACACAUCUUGUACAUUGUAUCUUGUUACUUUCGGUUCUAGUCAUUUGUUAAUAAGGACCAAAAAUUAUCUUUGCUUUACGUUUUACAUUUGAAUACAUUUUCAAAAAAAAUACUAAUAUUAACAGAGUACUCUACUCACAAAGUAGAUAACUAUCUAGGUGAGUGCCUAUACAAAUCUGGUAGGUACAUAUCUGGAGUAUACAAUUUUAAUAUUUGUAAGGAUCUGGCCUGUAAAAAACUAGACUGUAUAAAUCUGAAUGGGAAAUAUUAACUAUAUACGUUUUAAAGGGUAUGAGUAGGCAAACUAUUUAAAUUUAUGCUUGUUUUUAAAGAAUAAUAAAAAAAAAUUGAUAUAAAAAUUGAUCAGCGGUAAAAUGAGUAUAGACAAACAAGAACAUUAAAAAUUUAAAAUUUGUACCUCACAUGUUUUUACGUUCCAGAAUUAUACUAUUUAGGUUUUUAAGCGCUCCUGUAUAGUUAUAUUUUCUUAAAACAACUGUUUUUAUAUUUAAGAGUUGAACACUUUAUUCAGAUCAUCUUAUUAUUGCUCUAAUAUUAACUAAAUCUAUAAUGAUUAAGUAAUAAGAUAUAAAAUUAGUUUUAUAAAAUAUAAUAUUUCAAUAAUAAUAAUGUACAAUAUUAUACUUUGCCCAUUAGAACUAAAAUAUUUAGUUGUAUUUUUACAGAAUAUGUAUUCUAAAUUUAAUCAACAUAUUUUAUACUUAAUAUAUAAGUAAUGAAAAUAAAUAUUAAUUUUUAAUAGAUUCUUAUUGUCCCUCAAGGAACAGAUUGUAUAUUUCGUAUAUAAAAUAUAAAAGAAAAAAAUUUUAAUAAAAAUGUAUACACCAAUCUAAAAGUACUAUUACUCAAAGAAUUAUCUUUUAUUUUGAUAAGUUGUUAAAUUUUGUUUUAGGUAACUACACUGGUUUUUAAUAUAUUAUUGAAGAUAUGUGACCAACCCAUAAUAACUUGAAAAAAAAUCAGCUUUUCAAUGUUUAAAGGUUUUUCUAGAAUCUAUUGAAAAAUUUAAAGUUUAAAUAUUUAUAUACAGCUUUAAUAUAAAGAUGUGUAUUUUAAAAUAAUCAGAAAUACAAUAUGUAAAAUGUAAAAUUGAAUUUUAACUGUUAAAUUAUGUGAGAAAAUUUGUAUUAUCUCAUUCAGAUGUGAUCUUGUCCAAAAUAUACACAUUAAAACAAUAAUAGGCAAAUUUAAGUUUUUUAUAAUAUAUUCAUCAAACAUUUAUUUUAUGUUUAAUAAGUAACUGUACAUUUAAAUUAAAUACAAAUAUCAUUGACACAUUCUUAAUGUUUCUUCAGAUGCUAAAAAAGUUAGUUAAGCUAGUUAUAAGUCUAAAUUAAUUUCUGUAGUUUUGCUGAUAAAGCUUGGCCCGAUUUGUUAAGUCUUAAUGUUGUUGAUUUUCAAUCUUUCAUCAUUUCUAUAGAAUUUUGUUUUUUAACUGGGAAUCCUCCAAGAACAAAUACAGAUAAUCUAGGCUCUAAACCAUUAUCUUUCCUAAAUACAUAACCAAAAAAGUCCAAUGUCAAUUAUCAAUGACUUAAUAAUAUAAUAUUAAUAAUAUACAUAAUAACCAAUAGUGUAAUAUAAACUUGCAUAAAAUUUUUACAACCAUGUGACUAAACACAAUUCAGAUACAUAUAUAUAUAUAUGCCUUAUAUUUGGUAUUUAAUAAAAGAAAAUUAGUUGGUACAAUAAAUACAAGAAGUAUUCAUUAUUUUAUUUUACUAAAUUCUUUGUAGUCAAAACAUGAUAAUGCAAUUAGAAAAAUCCUUUGGGCAAUCAUUCUAUCGAGAAUACCAUACACAAGUAUGCAACUUCUUUUGAAAAUCUCUCUCCAAUAACUAGUUCUGACUUUUAGAAGCUAAUAACUUGUGUUAAAUUAAUUUACAUAUUUAUUUUAGUUAUUCAACCUUUUUCAUUAUUAAUUUAAAUAUUAGCAUCCUCAUUUAUUGAUAUCAUUAUUAUUUUAUUAAUUAUUAUUACAUUUUUAUUCUAUAAAAUAGUAAGUAGAAAUAUUUGUAUUACACUGUGGACAGUAUAAUAAUUGUAGAUUUUAGAAAUAAACAAGAUAUUAUUUAUAAUACUGUUAUCAAAUUAGAUAAACCCAAAAUUAACUACGAUAACAAUGUGAUAUGCAAAGUUACUUAUUAUUAUUACUCUAAGCAAUUACUGUUGAUUACAUACUAAGGCGAUAUGAAAGGUGAUAACACGCUUUGAAGUGUGAACUGCACUCAUACUAAUGUUCAAUUACUUCUUACUCCUUAGAAAAUGACCGACAGGAAACACUAUAAUUCCAUAAUGAUUAGAAGAAACAGAAAUAAAAUUCACUUAAAAUCCUCUGAAAUAAUUGCUGGUUCAUGAUAAAAAAAAUCACCUGUAUAAUCUAAUGACCUCUAACCCCAUAGCUGCCAAAUCUUACAAAUGAUACCUACUUAAUUAUUAGUACUUUAACAUAUUUAACACAAUGUUUUUGAUUUAUUAUAUUUUAUUUGAAUUUUAGCAUAACAUCAUUUACUAAAAGAGGACAGGUUAGUUGUCCUUAAUUUUCAAUGGAAGAUGGAUAUUAGUGGAUUUUGGAAUACGCACAAGAGUUUCCAGAAAUCUAUUACCAAAUAGACAUUUUUAAAUAGAUAUGACAUUGAAUGUUUACACAUUUCCUAAAAUGAUUUAUUGACAAAUGAUAUAAUUAUUGAACUAUUACUUUUUACUAUUAAUAGAUACUUUUUAGGAGAUUUGAUAGAAUUUUUGGGAGGGGACGCCAUAUAAGGGGGGACCCAUAUAACAUUCAUAAAAUAAAUUUUAAAAAAUAACAGGUUGAUCUUGCGACACAACUGAAUGGCAUAAGUCAGAGUUAAUAUAGGUAGUAUCCAAAACCUUUAUAUAUAACCUAACAUGUAUCUCAAAGUGUCAAUGAAUGUAAUUCAACUAUAAUAUUGAGCUGACAAAAAAACACAUAUAUUCAAAAUCAAUAGUAUAUUAAAAUUACAAUGAACAGUGAAUUACAGUUGUAUUAACUUACAAAAGCAAUUAUAUUAUGAAGCUGAGCACUUGUAGCAGCCUACAAGAUUGAAUUAUUUAACUGUCUAUGUUCAUUAAUAGAAAUCAAAGGGUCACAAUAUUUUAACAAUUCACCUAAAAUAUGUAUUAAUAUUUAAACAUUUACAUUGAGUACAAUUUUGUUGUUAUGCUAUAUACAUCCAGGAAUUAAUUGUGAUGCAUCAGAUUCUUCUGCAUGAUCAUACAAUUUCAUUCAUUCAUCUAUAAGUUCAGUAUGAUAUCAUAAAUAAAAGUUAUAUUUACUAUUAAUAUAAAAACAUAAAACAAUGAACGCUUAAACUGUAGCCAAAUAUGAUCUUAAUAUAUACAAAUUUAACUCUAUUAUAAAUCAUAAUUAUUUCUUUUUUAAAUUCUGUAUAAUGUGAAAUUAUUUUAUACAUGUACUAGUUAUAAAAAAUUAAAAAAUUACAUUUUUAAUUAUUAACAUUAAAUUAUGGUGAGAAACUCAGUAUAAAUUUCUCAAUUGAUCACCAAUACUAAACAAAAAAAAAUGUAUGAUCUGUGUCAAUCAUUCAUAAAAAUUUGUGAUUUUAUAAUAAAUAUUAUAGGUUUUAAUAGUUAUAAUAUUUUGAUCCAUUAUUAAAAAUAUAUAAUAGAAUACUAAUAACAAAUUCUUUCUAAUUUAUUUUUAGACACAAUAAAUUCUUCAGUUUCUCUAAAAUUUUCUUAUUAAGUACUCUCUAGAUUCAUCAUUAGUAUCUGAGCUUGCAGUAUCUCCUAUUUGAACAUUUCUUGAUCAACAAUUUGAUGACUUUGAAUAGAAUUUGAAUCACUUUCCAAUAACAUGUCUUGUCAGGACCUUGUUGGUUAGAUCUAAAAUACUAUUAGCUCGACUUUCAAGUCCACCUCUCUUAAACAUUUCCCUAAAUUGUUUUUAAAAAAAUGUUUUUUUUAAUCAUGGCAAUUAAAAGUAGGAAUGAAUCUAGUUAACUUCUUAAAUAAAAUAUUUUAUAAAAAAAUAAUCUGUGUACCUACUUUGUACAUAUUAUAUAUAUUAUUAAGUAAUAAUCAAGAUAUAAAUACAAAUUGUAUAGGUAGCUUUUGAUCUCUACCUACCUAAUAAAAUAUGAAGUUGUGCAAAAAAUCUAGGUAUUUUAAGUGGAACAAAAUAAUUAUCAAUCAUUAAUUAAAUACUUACCAAGGUGGCAUUAAAAAAUAAAAUGUAUGAAAAUUACAUUAUUUUAUACAUAUGAAUAUUAUGGUUUACUAAUGCUUGUCAAAAGAAUGCAAAUUAAUACAUUAGGAACUAAGCAGCAUUAUUUUACAAAAAAAUGUGCCUAACAACAUUAAACUAACAAAAAUGCAGGUAAUGCAAUAACUCACAAAAUAUUUUAAUUAUGUGAUUCAAUUCUGUAAGGUCUAUGAUAUGCUACAGCAUUUAAGAAACUUACCUCAUAUUUCAAUAACUUGCUGCGAUAAUUAUUUUUUUGAAAAUGUUUAAAAUAUUGUGUAGGUACUAUAAUACCAUAUUGAUGGUGUAUGGCUAUAUAUAAUAUGUGGUACUAACCAAUAAUAUUACUUUUUAUAUUAUGUGUAAAAUAAACAUAUUGCUCUUUUUACCACUUGUUUUUUUUCCUAAACUCACCCUUAACAAUAAGGUAUAUAAGAACUAGGACUGACCCUGAUGACUAGUCCACUAUUUUAGAGCUUUCACUUAAUCCUAUUUUUUAGUUUGUUACAUUUUUGCUUAAGAUCUCACUAUAAUAAACAAAAUGCAAAUGCAAAUGUAAUAUAGAUGAAAAAAUAUUUGAAUGACUUAAAAAUAUUUUAAUNCAAUUAAUAUCCAAGUUUAAUAAGAAUUCUAAAAAGGUGUUGUUCAUUGUAAAAGAUGUUUUAAAGUAAUGAGUGUUUUUGGAUGUAUACUAGAAAUGUGCCAGAUUGAAUUUGAAUUAAAAAAUUAUACCGUUUUUAAACACAUUGACCUGGACCGUAAAAUGUUUUUUGAGGACCCUUUAUAGAAAUAGCUGAUGCGGCAUUUUAGAGCUUGUACUACACUGUUUUUAACUAUAAAUAUCAAAAGGAAAUAUUGAUAACAACCAUACUAACAACAAAAUAAAUUAAUCAGUAACCGACCCCAAAUAGUAGGGACGGAGGCAAUUGGAUACCAAAUCUAAAUUUUUUUUUUAAUUAAUUUACGAAAUUUGUAUAGAUAAUGUAAAAUUUCAUGAAUGUACCCUGUCGAAAUUGUCUAAACAUACUUGAAACAUUUUUUAAAGUGUCAUAACAUACUGCUAUUGUUACAGAUCUGUUUUGUACUCCAGGCACUUAAAAAUGUGUACCUGGUUUUAUGUAGUAUUAAAUUAUAAAUAACAUGGUUAUGCAUUAUUUUCACCAAAUACAUACGUAUUAUCAAUGGCUGGUUCAUCUUCACCCGAAACCAUACUUACAGCAAUUAAUACUAGCAAACCGAAUUUAAAUUAUUAUGUGAUUAAGAAUGUAAUCAAGUUGCUAUCAUAGUGUUGUGUAUUUACUUAUCUAAAUGUAAAUUAAUGAUAUUAAUCCGCCAUUUGUAUUUCAUUCGGCUCUCUGUCCCUAGACGCUUUUAUAAAAAUCUAACUAAACUGAGAUUUAUUUUAUACAUUUUAUUUUAAACGUCCCACUACACGUUUGUCGUAAAAUAACAAUUAGUGUGAAGUUUUGUUUUAUUCUUAUUAGAUUCACAGUUAUCAAUGGGGGUGUACUGUACCAGUCCGCGUUUUCUAAUCGUCAUCCUACCCGACCCGUAGUCAUGUUGUCCGCACUGUUUAUUUUAUUAUUUUCACUUUUUGUAUGUACUGUGUAUAUCUACGGUAGACACGAAAUAAUAUUGGACGGACGCUUUAUCGUUCGCCGUUCGGCGGUUACUAUCGACUAUCGGCCAUAUUGGUUGUUGGCAUUUCGUCCUUUUGUAAUCCUUGUGUCGUCAUUUUCGUCCUACCCGUCCACUGGAUAGCUGUGUCAUUGAGGAAUGGGCCGAGUAUAUUAAUUGUUUAUGGUCUUCCGUGCGUGUUCUUAUUAUUCACGUGUUAAAUCAAGCCGCUCUUUUUCUCUUUCCAUCAAACAUUUUGAUUUGAACUCUUUGUCCUUUUGGUAAGUAUUUGACAUUGUUAUAGUAUUAUUAAUAUAAUUGACUUUUUGUUGGUACAGCAGUCAUUGUACAUUAAUUGAUUAUUAUUAUAGGUACUCUUAUGGCCUUCUAACGACACAUACAUUUAAUUAAUAUACUAUAAUAUUUUUAUUUAUUUAUUUAUUUAUAUUUAAUUGUGUAGAUUUUUAUUCUUAUAAAUCUCUAAUUUAGAUUAGUAUAUGGAAAAAUAAAAAGGGUUGAGUUUCGCUCAUUCUCAAUAUAGGUAUGUGAGAAUAAUUUAAAUGUAUUACAAAAAUCUAUUGACCCAAACAAAAUUAUAUUUUAAGGUUAUAUGUACGGAAAAUAAAAUGCAUACAAUAUGUAUGAUUGUACUUGAUAUAUUUAAUAUUUGUAUUACAAUUGCUGGAAGUGAUUGUAAAUAUUGUUAAAAAAACACCUAUAUAUAUAUAUAUAUCUUCGUGAAAAAAUAUCGUACUUUGUGUUAAUAUUAACUACCUCGAUAAUUUCACGUGCAUACAAACUAUUCUAAUUUAAUUUGUUGUUUGUUGUAAUGUGAUAGAUUCCUACAAAACUGAAUGAACGUAAAACAUGCCCAUUGUUUCUUCUGACACUUGAAAACGUGAUGUAUUCAAUGAUAUUGUCAUUAACAAGAAAAAGGUGUCCUUAUAUUAUUAAAAACAAAAUGGAUUAUUAUGGUAAAUGGAAGAUGUAAGUAUUCUUAUUUCAAUAUUGUACUCAUAUUACAACUGAUUUAAAUUAAUUUUUUUUAUUACAGCCAUGUAUUUAAAAGAAAAAAUGCACAAGGUGUUGAAAUGGUUAAUUUUUUAGAAGAUAUAACUAAAAUUUUAAAAAGAAAUUAAUGGCUAUAUCAGUAUUUUAAACAUCGGAAAAAACAAAUAUGAAUGUGCAGUUCCGCCUUAAAAACUCUGCAAGUACUCUUUUUUGACCAUAAUGAAAUACUAUUAAAAAAAAAAAAGUUUGUAGAACGUCAAUGCUGAAUUAAAAACAAGAACAAGUUUAAUAAAUCCUGAAGUUUUAACCAUUCCAAAAUAUCCUAUAUACAAAUCACAUGAAUCUACAACACAAUCAAGUGGUAGUUUUGUUGCCAAAUUUGCUGUACAAUUAAAAAAGGGAUGACAUUUUAUAGUAGACUGUCCCAAUGGCACUUAAACAUCAUGUCGGAGAACUGUGGAUGUUGAAAUCCUAACACAAUAGAGUUGAAUAUUUUUAAAAUCACUGUCUCGAACACCAAAUAAACAAAUAAAUAAUAGUAUAGAAACAAAUUGAAUUAAAAAAACUAAAGUGCACGAUAAACUUUUUGAAAGACUUAAAUGAUGUACAAGAAAUGGCUUAUGGCAGAGAUGUAAAUCAAGAUACACAGCCAUGCUCUUGAAUAAUAUAUACCGAAAAUAAAACACAAAACUUUAGAUAAAUCUUUCAAUGAAAUUUCACAAAUUGUCUAGAGUGCUACAAUAAAUAUUAAAACUUUAAAAAGAUCAGAGUAAUAAUUUUGUUGGUAGAAAUUAUAUUAAUG